AUGACCAUUUGGAUCUCCCUGGUCACCUUUGUCCAGACUGAAACAAGGGGAUUCGCUCAUCCUUUGAAGGCCGCGCGCGCCGAGUGCCUGAGGUCGCGGAUGCGCGUGGAUCUACCUUCUAGUGCUGUUCUAAGAUCGCUUCGUAGCCCGCUACGACAGUCCCUCGUCUCUGGGUCGGUCGACAAAGUUACUCAACGCAAGCAGGCAGCAGUAGUCAGCCACCGAAGUCUACAGAGCUCCGAGGAAGACCUCAGUGUCCGAUCUAGCCUGCGAUCGGACAUAACGGAAAGCGACGAGGAGCCCCCGGAUGAAGAUGCCGAUGAGUCUCCCUUCGACCCUCAAACAAGUGAUCGAUCUUCAAUGUACGGUAUCUUCUCAUACAUGCCUCCGCGGAGAGUUGAUUCUACUGAGACCGAUACAUCUCGAGAUUCCUCGCUCCACAACCAAUCGAAUGCUUUUGGGAGUGGUGAUGUCACUGUACCAGCGGCCCAUUUCCAAGCAGAGAUCGCAGUACUCCCCUCGUACACUCCGUCCCUCGUUGCCGAGCGCGAUAGCCAAGCCUAUGUGCUCGACUCGGAUUCCGAGCGGACAUCUUCAGCGAGCAGAACACAGUCCCCCCUCACAGAUCACGGGCCUUACGAGCUUGAAGACACCUCCAUCGCACCUUCCGAAAUCUACGAAUUGGCGGACACAUCGAUCCGCUCGGGGCAUCCAACGGGGUACACUUCGGACCCUUAUUAUGUGACUCAGGCGGGACCGAGCUAUGAAUCUCGGACAGGUCGUGACAUCGCCGGAGAGACCAGUCGCCGCCGGACCCAACACCAAACCACAGUCGAUGCCACUGAGCCUACAGAGGUUUACGAACUUCCAGCCUAG
Molecule: messenger RNA, 876 nt
Organism: Dioszegia hungarica
Lineage: Eukaryota; Fungi; Basidiomycota; Tremellomycetes; Tremellales; Bulleribasidiaceae
Exons: 3
Coding region: 1-876 (291 amino acids)
Source: RefSeq, a predicted model, not a curated record